Messenger RNA from Loa loa (African eye worm), 474 nucleotides. RefSeq lists its product as hypothetical. Gene Ontology annotation, biological process: regulation of cytokine production; negative regulation of transcription by RNA polymerase II; regulation of immune system process. NCBI's taxonomy places the organism in Eukaryota, Metazoa, Nematoda, Chromadorea, Rhabditida, Onchocercidae. The annotation marks the transcript as partial. The record is from RefSeq and is a predicted model, not a curated record. The transcript is spliced from 2 exons.
GGCGUACAAAUCACACAGGCGAGAAGCGGUUCAAAUCCGAAAUAUCUAAGGAAGAUUUCAUUGUGCCAUCGAGUACACAUAUCAGGAUUCAUACCGGUAAAAGGACGUUCUAUUGUUGGAAUUGCACAGCAAAUUUCACCCGGUUUGUUGUUUCACCCGGAGUAUCUACUUAAACAUAUAAUGAUUCAUGCCGGUGAGAAACUGUACAAUUGCUCGAAGUGUGGGAUGAAUUUCACCUGGAAAGAGAGUUUGCAUAAACAUAUGAGGACUCAUACCGGUGAGAAACCGUACAGUUGUUCGAAAUGUGGGAUGAAUUUCGCCGAUCCAUCGAAUCGGCUUAGACAUAUGAUGACCAUUCAUACUGGUGAAAAACUGUACAAUUGUUCUGUGUGCAAUAAAAAAUUCUCUCGAUCAUGUAGUAUGAAACUUCACAGGAAGAUUCACGACAACGAUAGGCGCAGAUUCAACUGCACU